AUGGAUUUAUGGGUAGUAGCAGUAGCUGCUGGUGCGGGAUAUGCAGUCAAAGCUAAUUACUUUAAGAACUCUUCAAGAAGGUUAAAAGAAAGCGCAUUGGAAUCAUUUUCUUUAGAUUAUUUUCACAGCCAAUCCCAGUCCUGGAAUUUGCUGCAACGAAUACGGGAGCAAACUUGCCCUUGUUGCAGAUUAGGUGUCUGCAAGCAUUCAGAAACAGAUGGAUCAUUCGGUAGAGAUUUUAUUGGAGUUCCGAGUAAUAGUGCUACUAAAUGCGAAGUACAGUUACAGAGUCAUCGGCCUUGUGGGAUGGGUUACUUUUUUGAUCUAUCUAGUGAAUUGUUGCCUGAUUCUGUCAUAGGAGAAGUUAGUUCCCUUCGAAGAUUUACGGCGGACAGGCAACUUGGGAGUAGGUCUAGAGGGUAUAUCAAUAAAUCCCUUGAUUCUUCAGAUAGUAUCCUCACUCCUGAAUUGUAUGGAGGACACCCUGGAUUUGAAGAAUACUAUUCACCGUCUUCAUCCACAGAAAUGGCACGGCCAUUGACAAUUGGAAGCUGGAUAAUCGGAGGUAGCCAUGAUUUUGGACAAGAGAUGCAGGUAGAAAAAGAAAAGGGAGCAUUGAUGCUUACGAGAAAACAGAUACAGAAUUUUGAUAUGGGACCGUCAAGGGGAUUGAGCAAGUCAAGGAGAAGGGUAUCUGGUGGACUGUUUUAUCCACAAGGAACUUCUGAUGAAAUGCUUCCUUUCUUCCUUGGUAUAACUGUUGGAAUAAUGUCUAACGUUGCCGCUAAUAAAAGAGAAGUGGACUACUUAAACGAAUUGUUGAAGCAGAAUGAGAACUUAGUCCAAGAUUUACAUGAGGAACUUAAAAUGAAAGAUCUGCUAACAGUGAAGGAACUUGCAAGCGAGGAUUCUGACCCCCAGGAAACCACUGAAAAGCAAAGCAGCAGCGCAUCAAGUGAAGUUUCGACGAAAAAAGAAUUGGACAAGUCUAUAAAAUUUGAUGGCAGAGAGCCAGAUGAUGAGAAGGCAGAGAACUCUGAGGCAAUGAGUAAAAUUGAGGCAGAGCUUGAAGCUGAACUAGAGAGGUUGGAGCUAAACAUGAAAUCAUCUAGUUUAGAGAGAAUGCUCGAUUUAGUUGAGAUGAAUCCGAACUUCGAGCUUGAUGUUGAGGGAGACCUGGGCCCAAACGAGGGCUAUAAGAAACCUGACCAUUUAUCCGAUUCAGACGAUGACCCAAGUCGAAUUUCUACUGAUCCCACUGAAACAGCAAACUAUGCCGUAUCAUCUAAGGAGCUCAGCUUGCGUCUUCAUGAGAUAAUUCAAUCAAGGCUGGUAGUACGCAUCAUGGAACUCGAGUAUGCACUGGAAAAUAGUCAGAAGAGGUUGCAUGUCUUGGAUGAAGUAGAAUCGUCAUCUAUCCAGCAAUUUGCUACAUCAGGUAAAGCUGAUGAAGAACGCGAGCCUGCAUUUGAUGAGGUACAUGAAGUUUUGCCUGACGCUAAAACCUAUAAUGUAACAAGAGUACAGGCCUUAGUACAUUAUCCCAACCAGGCUCAGUGUGCUUUCCCUUGGCCAGAUGUUGGCAUUUAUAAGGCAGCUACGCAAGUGAUGCCUAACCGCCAGAAGAUGGGAUCCUUAUAUCACAUUGAUAAGGACCUCCGAAACUAUGGACUUCAGCAAGAUUUUACUCAUACCUAA
Molecule: messenger RNA, 1698 nt
Organism: Dovyalis caffra
Lineage: Eukaryota; Viridiplantae; Streptophyta; Magnoliopsida; Malpighiales; Salicaceae
Source: the annotation of a GenBank genome assembly